AUGCAAAAUAGUUCAACACAUACUAUUUUUGUACCUGCAAGACUUUCUGAAUAAUUAAAAUUAACCAAUUAGAAUUUAGAUCAUAUAUAAGAAUAAAAUCUCCUUUUAUUUCAACAAUUUUAAACUCUAGAAAAUCCUAACUUAAAACAACAUGCUAUUUUAACACUUAUGGAUUGUUUACUAUUUUAUAAAUCAUCAUAACCAGUAUUUAAUAAAAUGUUUAUCUCACUUAUUACUCUUAUGAAUCAAAUUCUAGAUCCACAAUUAAGUUUCCCAGAUAUCAAAUAAUGGACAUUUUUAGUUAUUUCUACAACUUCAGUCAUUCAAAAACUUAUUAAUAACUAUCUCUUAAUUGGUUAAAAGAGAGAUUAACACAUUUAAGAAUUGAGACUUAAAAUUAAUUCAACGAAGUAUGAUCUCUAAAAGUAUUGUUUAUAACUUUAGAGUGAAAAAUUAGAGAAAUGGUAAUUAUAUGAAACCAAUUCUUUUAUUCUCAAACAUUUUGAUACAAAAAAGAUUGAUCCCAAUUAUUUGAAGACAUCUAUAACUAAAUUAGAAGAGGAAGAAAAUAAAAUUAAUUUAGAGAUUUAGAAACUCGAUGAUGCUUAAUAAUUUUUAAAAAUUGAUUUUCUUUAAUAUCAAAGAUUAUUACUAAGAAGUUUAAAUGAAAUUUAUAAAAUAAUAUAGAGAUUAAAUUCUGAAUUAUAAGAUGAUAGACUAUAUGAAUUUAUUUAAGAUUAGAAAAUUGAUUUUUGGAGAAAUUAUGCUUCAGAAUAUAGGGAUUUAGUGAAAGAUUGUAAGAGUACCUAUUAUUCAAUGCUUGGAACAAUUGAAAGAUUAUAUAUGAGUUUACAAAACAAUGAAGAGCAUAUGAAAUUUUGGAUUGAAGUUUUGAAAUCUCUGAAGGGAUAAAAAUAAUUACUAAAUGAAAUCAAAAGCAUUAUGUUAUAUACAUUAUAACAGUUUCCAUAAGAAAGUGCUGCUGUUUUAAAUGAAUUAGACAGAGCAAUAUUGUAUUAAGUCAAUAAACUUGUAUAAUGA
Messenger RNA from Paramecium sonneborni, 1041 nucleotides. NCBI's taxonomy places the organism in Eukaryota, Ciliophora, Oligohymenophorea, Peniculida, Parameciidae. The record is from the annotation of a GenBank genome assembly.